Molecule: messenger RNA, 2277 nt
Organism: Xyrauchen texanus (razorback sucker)
Lineage: Eukaryota; Metazoa; Chordata; Actinopteri; Cypriniformes; Catostomidae
Exons: 9
Coding region: 542-1381 (279 amino acids)
Source: RefSeq, a predicted model, not a curated record
GGAAGAGGCACAUGUGGGGACUCCCAUUGGACAGCAGCGAGGGAAACUUCAAGGAGGGCUUCAAAAUUGGAUGAAGAGGGGAUGGAGGUUGCUGUGUGUCGCCAUGGGUUCCUUUUGAAAGCCCUUAAUAUGUACAGGGGGAGAUAUUUGCCUACCCUCUGUACCUUCAAAGGGAGCUCAUGCCAGCCAAGGCACAAUUCUUUGCAAUGGACGUGGCAUGCAAAUACUGGCCAUACCUGGAGAAAGUUGCUAGUGUCCUUCCUGCUCUUCAGGAACUGACCACUAUGAAACCCUUUCUAAGUGUGAUGCAUGCUCGAGCCCAUGCUACUAAGUGUGAGAUUAAUUGGAGUGGCAGGAACCAGGAAGGAGCAGGGACAACCGCUGGUGAGGAGGUGGAGCAAGUGAACAGUUACCUCUCACGUUGUGCCCUGACAACCAAAUAUAUGUCCAAAGCAGCACGGGUGGACAUGCUUACAUUGCAUGCAAUAGGGUGGAAUGAGAAAAAAAUCUCUCUUUACAUCAGGCACUUUCCACAAGAUAUAUGAAGACUUUUCAGAGACUCCAUGAUGAGACUGCAAGGCUAGCUGACCUAAAAACAGAGCUAGAUUGCACAGAUGAAGUGGUGUCACAGUGGCUAUCUGAUGUAAAGGAAUGGGCAGCUGGUGAGACACCUGAUACAUCUCGUGCCAGUCAAGGCACAACACACAGAGGAAUGCAGCAAUCAAUUGAGGGGCUCUACCUUAGUGUGAGGCACCGGAAGCGAACCCUCUACCGUCAGAAUGACAGCAGCAAGUUUCAGCCAUCGCCUUCGAAGGAAGCUGGCAGAAGACAAAAACUCCUUCUUCAGGAGAUACAGAAAUACAAUGAUCUUGUACUAGAAUCGGCAACAACCAUUGAUGUAGCUGUGGUGGAGCAUUCCCUAACUGGAGAGAGUACUGUGUCUCAAAUAUGGCCGUGGGAGGUUCAUGGCAGUGCAAACAUGUCAAUCAAGAAACGAGUGCACGACCAAGUGAUGUUAACAAGGCGACUGCAUGAGGAAACAAGAGUUUUGGUGUUGGAGAUGGCACAACACUGCACAUGGUUGCAGAGCCUGGCAAUGGUUCUCAAGAACAAGUUGGCUGAGGAGGACGUAGACCAGGGAAAUGAGGGACUUUGCUGUCUCUUAAGAAGAAGACUGUCAGAGGUGUCAGAAAGGUUCCAAGUGGUCCUCCAACAGUACAAGACUGCCUUAGGUCCUGAGGCCUCUGUCCUUCUACAUGUAGAAGAGGAAGAUCAAAGUGGCCUCAGUAGUCCAGACACCAAUGGAAGCUACACGAAGGACUAUGUUGAAGGAAAUGGACUUGCCCUAUAUCUGUGUAUUAUUAGUAUGCUGAUUGAUUAACCACAUCAAAAUCUUGUUGAAAAUUCAAACUGUGUCUUUAGAUUUUCCAAGCAAUUUAGUAAGCACAUUGCACAGUUCGUUGAAAAUGCACAAACCUCUCAGUAUAGGUGCACCGAUCUUAUUCAAAAUUGUCAACUUUGCAUGUAUGAUAUUACCAGAUGUAGUUACUGGGCUCAUAUGAUAUUAGGGUAGUGAAUACUCUUUUAAGAGAGAAUUGUGGUGACCCUGUGACCUUUCCUUUUGCACCAUGCAAGGUUAGGCCAAACUUUUGACUUGCAUACAACAAAUGUUAUGAACCAAUGUCUGUAAUUUGCUGAGCAAUGAAUCAUGUCAUGUUGACCUUAUGACAUUCCCUGUAGCAAAAUCAUUAGACCAGAAUGUAAAAUUGAAUAUUGUCUAAUUGGGCAGAUUGCCAUGAAAUCUUGUAAGCACAUGAUGACUUUGGUGACCUCAUGACAAUUCCUCUAUCAUAACAUUUAGGCCUUAAUGUAAAAACUCAUUCUUGAUUGCAUUUCUCAAUAUUCACUUAUUCUGUGGUGCAGCAGCAGUGUCUGUGUCAGUCUAUGACAUUUUGUUUUUCCCCAGAGGAGGCUGCCUAUGGAUCACUACUUGAUUGAGUGUAUAUAACUGUUAUGUAACUUUAUAUUACUGCAAAGAUGCAUUAUAGUAUGUAACAGAAAAAUACACCGUUUUUUAUAUUACGAUUAUACUUUAUAUUGUAUAUUAUUACAGUUGACAGAUGACUUAAUUCUUUGUUCUGCUGGAGCUUUUUGCAAGUGAACUUAACCUCACAGUCCAAUGUUUUUAAAUACAGCCUUAUGGCUUGUUUGACAAAUAUGCAUUUGGUGUAUUUUCACUGGUAUUGUUGUGAAAGACAAGAAAUAAAGUAUUUCCAA